This is a messenger RNA of Alnus glutinosa, 3046 nucleotides long. RefSeq names its product pentatricopeptide repeat-containing protein At5g50990. Gene Ontology annotation, molecular function: RNA binding; zinc ion binding; protein binding. The coding region runs from base 418 to 2052 and encodes 544 amino acids. Gene Ontology annotation, biological process: RNA modification. The transcript is spliced from 3 exons. The record is from RefSeq and is a predicted model, not a curated record. NCBI's taxonomy places the organism in Eukaryota, Viridiplantae, Streptophyta, Magnoliopsida, Fagales, Betulaceae.
UUUCUUUAUUUUCUGAGCAAGUUUAGGUUGCAUUAAUAAAAAAAGAGGAGUACAAUAGGUGUAGGGAAUUAAUUGGAGCAAUAGAUUCGGCCAACAUCGAAAGUAGCUAGGCUUUUAAGCCCGUAGCAGUGAGAUUGGCCGUUGGCCCAAAAAGACAAGCCUUUUGGAGUUCCAAACUCGAUCUGAUAGUAUUCCGGCUUGUACCUAAAAUCGAGAUUUUUAUAUUCCAUAUUCCCAUGGUAAUACAUUUGGGGCCUUAAAGAGAAAAUAAAGAUGGGAGUUUAGGAAGAUUGGGCCGAGGAAUGGACAUCCAGCCCAGUACUGGAAGGCAGGCUAGCGAAUCCCGGUGGCAUGAUUACUGCAGUCUGGUGCUCUCUGGGAGAGAAUCAGAGAAAGAAGAGAAGACGUGAAUGAAUCAUGUUUACAAAGCAGAGACACUACUGGGCAAAGAGGCUCACUUGUCAUUCAUAUUCAUGGACACCCAUCAGCUCCAACUCUCUAACUUUCCCUUCAGAUUUCCAUUCUGCAUUCGAAGACCAUCAAACCCACUACCGUUUUCUUGAAGCCUGCAAACUCUCCUUGAAUUCCAGAGCUGCAACUGAGACACAUGCAAGAAUCAUUAUGUUUGGGUAUGGGAACUAUCCUUCUCUUGUAGCUUGUUUAAUAUCAACUUAUGCACGUUGUGAUCGUAUGAAUCUGGCUCGUCAAAUUCUCGAUCAAGUUUUUUGUUGGGAUUUUGAUUUGGUCUCCGUGAAUAUAAUUAUUGAAAGUCUUAUGAAAAAUGGAGAAUGUGAUUUUGCCAAGAAGGUAUUUUACAAAAUGCCCACCCGAGAUGCGGUGACAUGGAACUCAAUCAUUGGAGGUUUUGUUAAGAAUGCGCGUUUCCAGGAGGCAUUGAGAUUUUUCAGGGACAUGCUGAGCUCGAAUGUAGAACCUGAUGCACCUACGUUUGCUUCUAUAAUGAGUGGGUGUGCACGGUUUGGAUCUCUAAAAAAUGCUCAGUGGGUGCAUGCUCUGAUGAUUGAGAAAAAUAUUGAACUGAAUUCUAUACUGAGUGCUGCACUAGUAGACAUGUACGCCAAGUGUGGUAGAAUCCAAACUGCAAAAGAAGUUUUUGAUAGCAUCAGGCGCAAUGAUGUGUCUGUUUGGAAUGCAAUGAUUAAUGGGCUAGCAAGUCACGGUCUUGGUUCCGAUGCACUUGCAUUAUUUUCAAAGAUGGAGCUGGAAAAUGUUUUGCCUGACUCGAUAACUUUCAUUGCGAUUUUAACAGCAUGUAGCCACUGUGGUUUGGUUGAACAGGGUUGCAAGUACUUCGAUUUAAUGAGAAAUUGUUACUCAAUUGAGCCACAACUUCAGCAUUAUGGAGCCAUGGUUGAUCUCUUGGGUCGAGCGGGGCUUCUAGAAGAGGCUUAUGCCAUAAUUGAUUCAAUGCCAAUGGAACCAGACAUUGUUAUAUGGAGGGUACUUCUUAGUGCCUGUAAAACUUACAAGAAGCCAGGAGUAGGUGAAAUUGCGAUUGCAAAGAUAUCCCGACUCAGAAGUGGAGACUAUGUGUUGCUGUCUAAUAUCUAUUGCUCUGUAAAGAGAUGGGAUACUGCAGAGAGAGUUAGAGAAAUGAUGAAGAAGACGGGGGUUCGCAAAAAUCGUGGAAAGAGUUGGGUUGAGUUGGUGGGUGUCAUUCACCAAUUCAAGGCAGGUGAUCGGUCACACCCUGAAACGGAAGCAAUAUAUAGAGUGUUGGAGGGAUUGAUCAAACGGAUCAAGCUCGAGGGAUUUACCUCUGUGACAGAGUUGGUUUUGAUGGAUGUCUCUGAAGAGGAAAAGGAGGAAAAUUUGAAUUUUCAUAGUGAAAAGUUGGCAUUGGCCUAUGGGAUCCUAAAAACUAGUCCUGGAACAGAAUUUACAAUUUUUAAAAACUUGCGAAUUUGUCAUGACUGUCAUUGUUGGAUAAAAGUGGUUUCUGCAGUAUUAAACAGAGUGAUAACUGUGAGGGAUCGGAUCCGUUUUCACCGGUUUGAAGGUGGUUUAUGUUCUUGUGGAGAUUAUUGGUAGUCAACCACUCAACCCCCAAAUAGCCAAUAUAUAGGUCCUUUUCAGGACAUUCAUAAGUUUUGGAGUGCAUAACCAACAGUUGCGAAUGGGCUGAUUGCCUGGUAGACGUGAAAAGUCAAUACUGUUUUACAAUCAAUACCGGUAGACGUGAAAAAUCAAUACUGUUUUACAAUCAGCUUUCUAAAAGCAUCUGAAAUUUCUGAAGAGAUUUUCUAUGAGCCUUAGACUUGAAUCAUAUGUAAUUGAAAAUUCUUUAGAAUUGAUGACAACAUGUUCUUAGCCAGGGGAUGAAACCUUGGUCAACGCCAUUGGGUCACUCAUACAGCCAUUAGGUUUUGGCUAUAUAGACUAAAGUGAGAGUUAGAUGGUCAAGCAACGUGAAAUUUUUUAAAGCCUAAUCAUAUGAUUGGAGGUGCUCAGGUUAAAUGGCAAUGCUAUUGGAUUGAGGUGAAACCACACUACCUGUACUAUCCAUGAGGUUGUUUCAUUAGCUGUCCUGGAUUGGUGCUAAUGCCAGUUGGCCGCCAUAUAUCUCUGGGAGCUGGCUCACGUCAAUUUCUUCAAGCAGAGUUGAUGUCAACCUUGUGUUCUCUACAAAUAAUAUCUGCGCAGUCAUGCAACAUAGGGAAUUAGCCCAAGUAUUUGUCUCUGGAGUGCAAAUGCUCAGAUACGUGAUACAUUCUAUGCUUGGAUGGUCCACAUGAACAACAUAUAUCACAUUUUUUACCCAAUGAAGGUACAAAUUCAAAACCUAACCUUCUUCUUGGUAUUUUCAUCGAUAAAAGGGUACACAAUUUUCCAUACCGCCAUGAAUACAUAAGGCGCGUGGACGAGAAAAAGCUUCCCUAGUCUUUCUGGGUAGAAGUCCUGCAUUGCCAUAAACAGUGUUACAAGCCAAUCGAAUGUAAUGUUUUUUUCGCUGAAAUGACUAAAGUUUAUUUGUUCGUUGUGUUUGCAACAAAAUAAUUAAGAGAAAUUGUAUUUAGCUGUUGAA